AUGGGAGCCUGGAGGAGCAGUAGGGACGCAAGUUGUAUGUGGACAACGACGAUGAAGUAUAUUAUAGUAGUCGCGAGAGAAGUGUUAGGGGUCUCAAAAGGUUUCUCUGGCAACCACAAAGGUGACUGGUGGUGGAGUGAAGAGGUACAAGAGAAAGUGGAAGCUAGGAAAGCAGCAUACUUGAAGCUUAUAGAGAGCAUAGUGAAAAUGAUGAACAAGGAGGGGUAUAGGAGGGCUAAGAAGGAGGAGAAGUUAGCGGUUACUACGGCUAAGACUAUGGUGUUUGAGCGUUUGUAUGAAGAGCUUGGGGCCAAAGGCAGGGAUAAAAAGCUAUAUAGGAUAGCCAAGGUGAGAGAGAGGAAGACCCAUGAUCUGGACCAAGUUAAGUGUAUCAAAGACGAGGACAGUAGAGUUUUGAUGGAAGAGGCUCAGAUUAGACAAAAAUGGCAGACAUAUUUCCAUAAACUCCUGAAUGAAGUGGGUGAUAGGGACAUUGUGCUGGGCAACUUGGAGUACUCCGAGAUGCUCCGGGAUUUUAGGUAUUUUAGGCGCAUAAGAGUAGAGGAGGUUGAGGGGACUAUGCGUAAGAUGCACAGGGGUAGAGCUACCGGACCAGAUAAAAUCCCUGUGGAAUUUUGGAAGAAUGUGGGUAGGGCAGGGCGUUUGACUGUGGAAGCCAUUCACCUUGUGAGAAAAUUGGUUGAGCGUUAUAGGGAAGUGAAGAAGGAUUUGCACAUGGUGUUUAUUGACCUAGAGAAAGCUUGUGACAAAGUCCAGAGAGAGGUGCUUCGCCGAUGCUUGGAGGCUAAAGGGGUUCUAGUAGCCUACAUUAGGGUGAUUAAGGACAUUUAUGAUGAAGCUAAGACUCGGUUUAGGAUAGAGGGAGGAAACUCGGAACACUUUCCAGUUGUGAUGGAGUUGCACCAAGGAUCAUCUCUUAGUCCAUUUAUAUUUCCUUGGCAAUGGACGCAUUGA
Messenger RNA from Nicotiana attenuata, 975 nucleotides. RefSeq lists its product as uncharacterized. The transcript has 2 exons. The coding region runs from base 1 to 975 and encodes 324 amino acids. NCBI's taxonomy places the organism in Eukaryota, Viridiplantae, Streptophyta, Magnoliopsida, Solanales, Solanaceae. The record is from RefSeq and is a predicted model, not a curated record.